Malania oleifera is the source of this 1612-nucleotide messenger RNA. Its product is annotated as transcription repressor OFP1-like. The transcript has a single exon. Gene Ontology annotation, molecular function: DNA binding. NCBI's taxonomy places the organism in Eukaryota, Viridiplantae, Streptophyta, Magnoliopsida, Santalales, Ximeniaceae. Bases 141 to 1343 code for a protein of 400 amino acids. Gene Ontology annotation, biological process: negative regulation of DNA-templated transcription. The record is from RefSeq and is a predicted model, not a curated record.
AGUCUCAAAGCAGAGUUGUACCAAAACAGAGUCAAUCUAAGAGAGAGAGAGAGCGAUUUCAGUAGCUUCUUUUUUAUUUUUAGUUUUGGUUCUUUUUUUUCUAUAUUAGGAAGAGAUUGAGAGUGUGAGGGUUUUAAUUGAUGGGUAAUUGCAGGUUUACGAUAUCAGAUAUGAUACCAAAUGCUCUGUUUCGCAAGCUUAAGAACAUGGCCAGAGCCAGGAAGAAGAGCUCCUCCCUUCACCCUGGCCGGAAAAAGCAGCCCUUUGCCGGCGCAGAGCCGAACAAACCGAAGCAAACCCAUUUUUCUCAGCCCAGAAAAUCCUAUCACAUCGCCAGGGAUCGCAUGAUCUCCGGCGACGGAUUCUCCAAUUCUCCCAAGACCCCAAGACCCUCACACUGCACCCAAUUGCCUGACCCGCCGAGAAAAUCCUCCCGCCGGUCCAAAUCCGGCAAGCGAAGCUACCGCCGGUCCUCGCCCCGCCUCGUCACUUCGUCUGUUUCCGCCGGCUGCAACUGCCGCCGGACCCCCAGCUCCAUCUGGACUCUGCCGGAAUCGACGCCGGAGCACUCGUCCUCGCCCAUCGACAGCUCCCACGAGACCGAAGUCAGCGAACCACUCUUGUCGGAGUUCCGCUCCGACAGCGUCCUCCCCACUGAAUCGUCCGACGGCGUCGUCUCGUGGUCCAGCUCGUUCAGCUGCGGAGUCAAUGCCGCUGCAAAUUUCGACAACGAAGUCGACGCGAGCUCUUUCGACAAGAAAAUUGAGAAGCACAACGCGUUCGACGUCGUUCCGGAGCGCGAAUUGCCCCCAAUUGUAACCAAACCUGCUAAAAUGAACGAUAGGGUAGGGGGUGGGAAGAAGAAAGAGAACAGAGAACAAAUUAGGCACGGGGGUUUAAAUCGAAAAGAGGAGAAAAAAUCAAAUGGGUUUUUUUGUAUCGAAGAGGAAAGCAUUAAUUAUCACCCAAAAGAUGAAAAAACAAAUCAGGGUAGAAGAAUUUCUGUGAGCUCUCCGGGAGUGAGACUCCGGACUCACUCUCCGAGAAUCGCUAGCCGGAAAAUCCAAGCCGCCCGGAAGAGCACUUCAUCGAAUUUGAGCUUGAGCUCGUCGAAGGGAGGCCUCUCGGAGAGCUUCGCCGUCGUGAAGUCGUCGUUCAAUCCGCAGAGGGAUUUCAGGGAAUCAAUGGUGGAGAUGAUUGUGCAGAACAACAUCUGGGAGUCGAAAGACCUUGAAGAGCUUCUUGCUUGCUACCUUUCCUUGAAUUCCGAAGAGUAUCAUGACCUCAUUAUCAAAGUCUUCAAGCAAAUCUGGUUCGAUCUCACUGCAAUCCGAAAGAAGUAAAUUCUCCGACAGUUUAGAUGUAAAUUUCUUCCUCUUUUUUUUUUUUUUCUUGGGUUUGGGGUUGAUCUUUUCCUUUUUCCUUUUUUUCUUUUUUAAUUUUUAAAUGAAGCUUUCUAAUAAAGAUUUAAGUUUUCGUAAUUGGGGGAGGUGAACUUGGGCUUCGGCAAGACUAGCUAUGUAGAAAUCUCUCAUCUCAGAAGCUCAAGCUGGGUUUCGAUGUGUAUAUCGUGAAGAUAAAUGGAAGAAAUAUUAGGUAUUCUAAUGUCAAA